AUGCCGCCCCGCGGCUGCCGCACCGACUGCGUGGAGAAGCCCCUUUCACGCGCGCUCCGCGCCUUGGGCGCCUCCGUGGGCUCCCACCCGUGGCCCUUUCUCCUGGUGCCUUUGGUGCUUUCGGGCGUCCUGGCAACCGGCUUCGUCUUCCUGCCUAUACGUCAACCUAACGACCUGGAGGGGCAAUUCACGCCCCUCGGCGGCCCGGCCAAAUUGGAGCGACGCUUCGUGCAGGCGCACUUCCCGACCGACGACGCCAAGAACUUCUCUGCAGAGAGACUGAGCACCCAAGGCGCCUAUGCCACUUUCAUCGUCGUGGCGGCCCGCGACGGCGACUCGCUGCUGACGCGCGUGGCUUUCGCCGAGCUGCUGGCGCUGGACCGGGCCGUGCGCGGCAUACGGGUGGCGGGGGUGUCCUUAGACCACUUUUGCGCGCGCACCAACGGCUCCUGCAUCAGCCCCAACCCGCUCCUGAGCGCCGUCCGCGGCAACCCGGCCGAGAUCGAGACGCUGCUGCCGCAGCUCACCUUCCCGGUCUUCCGCGGGCGGCUGUUCCUGGGCUUCUUCCUGGGGGGCGUCACGCUGGGCCCGGGCGCCGAGCCUGCGCGCCCGCUGCUCGCGGCCCGAGCGCUGCGCCUCAUCUACUUCCUGCAGGAGGACGACGCCUCGCAGCGGGAGGCCAGCACGCUCUGGCUGGAGGCCUUUCUGGAGCGCGUCCCGCGUGUACUGCGCGCCCUGAACCCGACCGCUCUCAAGGUAGCCCAUUUUACCUCACUGUCAAGACAGAAAGAAUUUGAAAAACUUGCUAAGGGUGUGAUCCCAUUGGUCUCCAUCGCAUAUCUUUUAACAAUAUUAUUUUCAAUUAUUUCAUGUACAAGGCUAGAUUGUGUCCGAACAAAACUCUGGGUUGCAAUUUUUGGAGUGCUUUCAGCAGGUUUAUCUGUCCUCAGCAGUUUUGGAUUAUUGCUGAUUUAUGGGGUGCCAUUUGUAAUCACAGCUGCAAAUUCGCCAUUUCUUAUACUUGGAGUUGGUGUCGAUGAUAUGUUCAUCCUGGUAUCCUGUUGGCAGCAUACAAAAGUGAAGGAUAGUGUCAAAGACCGGAUGGCUAACACUUAUUCAGAGGCAGCUGUAUCAGUUACUAUCACAACUCUGACAGAUGUUUUAGCUUUCUACAUUGGAAUUGCAAGUUCCUUUCCAUCAAUUAAGUCAUUCUGCAUCUAUACAGGGACAGCUUUUGUUUUUUGCUAUAUAUACAACCUGACAUUUCUUGGGGCUGUUUUAGCUCUAAAUGGUAAAAGAGAAGAAAGUAACAGGCAUUGGCUGACAUUCAUGAAAGUGGCAAGCAUGCCCCAAGAUUCUCGGGGCCGUAUGUAUAACCGAUGCUGCACAGGAGGACUUUAUGACGAAUCUACUGGAACUGAGAUUGAACAUCCCAUGAAUGGUUUCUUUAGAAAGUAUUAUGGUCCCUUCCUUACGCACAGCUGGAUUAAAGUAAUUGUGGUAGCGCUGUAUUUCCUAUACCUAGGAAGUAGUAUAUAUGGGUGCUUUAAUGUCAAAGAGGGUAUAGAUCUUCGAAAUGUAGCAACAGAUGAUUCUUACAUCGUUCCAUAUUACGAUGUUGAAGAUAGAUAUCUUUCACUGUACGGACCAAGGGUUAUGGUAAUAGUUACUGAAAGUAUAGCGUAUUGGAAUGCAUCUGUUCGUGCUGAUCUUGAGAACUGUAUGAAUAUUCUAGAAAAUUCAUCCUAUGUGGAAAAGAAUUUUUCAGAGUCAUGGCUGAGAAUUUAUCAAAAUGUUGCUAAAGGCAUGUCUCUAGAUUUAAAUGACCAUGAUGUAUUCAUUGCAAAUUUACCUGCCCUGUUCAGAGUAAAUUCAGAAUCUCAGUGGAAUAUUGAUAUUAAUGCAAAAGAAAUAGUAGCUUCUCGGUUCUUUAUACAGACAGUCAAUGUUAUAACUUCAGUGGAUGAGAAAAAUCUCUUAAAACAGCUAAGAGGUAUUGCUAAGGACUGUAAGAUACCACUAAUGGUUUAUCAUCCAGCUUUUAUACACUUUGAUCAGUUCCUUGUUAUAAUUAGUAAUACCAUUCAGAAUGUUCUGAUUGCAACCGGAGUCAUGUUAGUUAUUUCUUUGCUGCUAAUUCCAAGUCCUGUUUGCUCUUUGUGGGUAACUUUUGCUAUUGGCUCUGUGGUUGUAGGUGUGACUGGUUACAUGGCCUUCUGGAAUGUGAAUCUUGACUCCAUAUCUAUGAUCAAUCUUGUUAUUUCCAUAGGAUUUUCUGUAGACUAUUCUUCUCAUAUAUCUUAUGCCUUUGUUUCCAGUAGUAGACUCAGUGCAAAUGAUAAGGCAAUAGAUGCCCUUUUCCACCUUGGUUACCCAAUUGUGCAGGCAUCUGGCUCCACCCUUAUAGGAAUUUUAGUUCUAUCUAUGGCAGCCAGCUAUGUCUUUAGGACUUGCUUUAAGAUAAUGUUUCUUGUUAUUAUUUUUGGGUCUCUUCAUGGUCUCGUAUUCAUUCCUGUGUUUUUAACACUUUUUCAUUAUUGUGCUUGA
Python bivittatus (Burmese python) is the source of this 2547-nucleotide messenger RNA. RefSeq names its product patched domain-containing protein 3. NCBI's taxonomy places the organism in Eukaryota, Metazoa, Chordata, Lepidosauria, Squamata, Pythonidae. The record is from RefSeq and is a predicted model, not a curated record. Gene Ontology annotation, cellular component: membrane.